ACAUAUAACAUAUAUUAUGCGACCCUUUCAAUACUUCCAUUAUACCUAAUGCUAGUUUACAUUGUCUCUUGUUUGUAUCGAAUACAUUCUGUCAUUUCUUAAUUAACAGUGUGUGGGCAUCAAGCAACGUUUAUAUUUUCCUUGGACUCAUGUUAUUUUAUUUGUCAGAGAUAUUUUGCGUUCGUAUGUAAUAAAGGCGGAACGAGGAUUGUAUAUCUCUUGGAUGCUAAGAAAGGUCAUUAUUUCAGCUGAACGAUUAAAAUCUUAGAGGACAAUUGUAACAUGUAAUGGGUUUUUACUUGUCUUCUUGAUAUUUUUGCCGUAUUAUCCUUUUUGAAUAUGAUAAUCGAAUUGUAGAAAUGUUUAUAUCCCAGAUGAAUCAAACAUUACAUCAUCAAAUAAAGCUGCGUUUUGUUAAUGAUGUAUGCUUCCAGAGUAGAUGCGUGUCUCAUUAUGCUUAUGUAUAUUCACGGAGGCUAUGUUCUAAAGUGGAGAUACUAAUGAAUCGUAGCAGCAGUGCAUCAAGUAGGGAAAUAAUCUUCAAUAUUAGGGACAAGCGGCCACUACCUGGUAUACAGCAUAAGAUAUCAUCGAGGGAUAUUGAUAUGCCAGUAUCGGAUUUUCAUGUUAUGCCUCAUGGAAAAGGCACACCCUUUAAUUUGAAAUCUACUAUUGGAUCCCUUAAUGCCCGUUUCACCAGCUCCUUGAUGUCGGCAGCUUGUUCAGUAUCCCAUUUACGUACAUCUUUUGACAAGUUCAACUAUGCGCCUGUGCGUCAUUUCAGCACUCGCAAUAUAAGUGGUCGUUUAUUUUAUCGUCGACGUCCUAAGAUGGUUCCUCGUUACAAGCCUAAGAACCGUCGAUCGUGUUGGUUAGAGGGUUGUCCACAAAAGAAAGGUGUUUGUGUUACCAUCCGUGUAGUAACUCCUCGUAAACCUAAUUCUGGAUUGCGUAAGGUAGCUCGUGUAAGGCUGUCAACAGGGCGCACGGUGACGUGUCACGUACCUGGUGAGGGUCACAAUCUUCACACUCAUUCUGUUGUAUUAGUUCGUGGUGGUCGUUGUCAGGAUGUGAGUGGUUGUCACUAUAAAGUGGUUCGUAGUAAGUAUGACUUAUUACCUGUAAAGAAUCGUGCAUCAUCACGUUCUAAGUAUGGUGUUCGUUUAUCAGAUGCAGUUAUUGAGAAGCGACGUUUGCGUAAGAACCAGUUACAUGUAACUACUGAGUUAGAUCGUGAGUUAUUUAAUUCGUUAUAUUUAAACGACUGGAUAAACCACGAUGGCUCUCGUCGUCUAGAGCCUUUGGGGCCAGACGAUCCUUUGCCUGUUGACAUAUUCAGUUUCAACAGUCGUCUUCGCAAUAUAAUACACAACAGCAAGAGUUGAUGUAGCACCUUUAUAUCUACUGUGGUUCAUUGGCCACAUUACA
Babesia bovis T2Bo is the source of this 1428-nucleotide messenger RNA. RefSeq names its product putative ribosomal protein S12. Lineage: Eukaryota; Apicomplexa; Aconoidasida; Piroplasmida; Babesiidae. The transcript has a single exon. The record is from RefSeq and is a predicted model, not a curated record. Gene Ontology annotation, biological process: translation. Gene Ontology annotation, cellular component: ribosome; small ribosomal subunit. Bases 360 to 1385 code for a protein of 341 amino acids. Gene Ontology annotation, molecular function: structural constituent of ribosome.